Fusarium redolens is the source of this 1558-nucleotide messenger RNA. RefSeq lists its product as uncharacterized. The transcript has a single exon. NCBI's taxonomy places the organism in Eukaryota, Fungi, Ascomycota, Sordariomycetes, Hypocreales, Nectriaceae. Bases 118 to 1383 code for a protein of 421 amino acids. The record is from RefSeq and is a predicted model, not a curated record.
UGCCCCCGGGUUGUUCUUCUCAUCUCCAGACACUCAUCAAUCGCUCAGCUUUCGAACUCUUUAAUUUCACUCACUUCAUUCAUCCCUUCAAUCUAUCCUUCAACUAAAUCUUCCAAAAUGGCUGCUUCACAGAACGGAGGCCUUGUCCAUCAACAACUCAUCCCUGCAGACAGCAUCACUGCCUCCUACGAUAACGAAGCUAAGCUUCUGAUUCUCAAGGCAUCUGGCAACCAUGUCAAUAUUGCUAGAGACAUCGCUUUCCAUCGUCUUCCUUUCGACGGUGGUCUUCUCUUUGAGCUGAGCGCCUGGGUAGGCCCAGUCGUUCUCGGGGAGUCACCCUAUGAAAUUACGGAUAGCUUCAACAUCGAGCUUCCCAGCAUCGUUUUCCCAUCCAACACUGUUGUUGUCAACACUGAGAACAAGAAGCAUUGGGUUGUCCCUAUUCAGUACAACAAGACAACUCAACAGGCUGCCACAAAUGGCAAGGCGGAGGUUGAGCUGCCUGAGAUCAAGCAGGUCUCUGGAGACCAGAAGAUUGUCGUCCUUGACGACACGCCCUUUACCAUCCAGCAGAGUGACUCUUUUAAGGGCAAGGGUGGUUCGAUCAACGUUGAUUUCGACAAGAGCUUCGUCACUUUGACUGACGCCCGUAUUGACGAUGGCAAGAUCGAAUGGACUUUCAAUGCUCAACAGACAGGAAAUACCCAAGUUAUUGUCUAUGUCGGCCAGACACAGCCCCCAUUCUUGUAUCGAGUCGUCUACGACGUGGAGAGUGUCGUCCUUGAUGACAAGUCUGUCCCACCCAAGACUAAUGCCUCUUUCAGCGUGAGCAAUAACGGGCAAGGCAGUAGCGGAACAUACGGCGCUACGUCUAACGGACAUAAGAACAGCGCUGGAAAAGUUGGCCUCCCUCUUUCCUGGGAUGGGUUCAUCAACGUCGGUCUCAACCUCAUCAAGAAGCAGUAUCCCAAUGCCAAUCUUCUCGAAGUUGAUGCCACUCCAUUGACUCGCAAGCCUGUCGAGAACGAGUGGGGUCUUGUCAACAACCGUAUUGUCUGCGGUCUCGCCGGCAACAAAACCGCUAUCAUUCAGUCCACUGGAUGGGGCGAGUUUGGAAAGGUCCAGACCAUCAACUCUCCCUUCUUGGGUGAUCAGGUCAUCCCCUGGCCUGUCGCUCUCGAUAUCCAUGAUGCUUUCACUAUCCUCCGAAAGGCAGGAUACAAGCAGGCCAUUUACGCAGUUACUCUGCGCCAACCUCUCUAUCCUGGAGACGAUCAGCCUUUCUAUAUCUUCAACACUGGCAGUGAGUUUAUUGCCGUCGGAACCAAGGACAAGAAGAUCCACAACUUUGGUGUCUCCGAGUACAAUGUUCAGAAAGCUUAAGCUUUCAAUGGUUUCUUCUGUACCACAGAUAGUAUUUCUCUUCUCUUUAACCCAGAACAGAUUUAUCGGGGUUCCCUUCAUUUUAUUAAUUAAUCAACUCUAUAUGUAUUAUCUAGUAAUGCUCUCUAGUGAACGUCUUGAUGGGUGGUUCUUUGAUCUCCUGGUACCAUGGAAC